AUGGAGAAACAACCCGCCCAUGUCACGGCGGACAAUCCCUCGGCCUCGGUCGUCGAUCCCCCACGCCCCAAAGGAUGGAUGUACCGAUCGUUCAAUGUCGGCUCCUGGUCCACCAGCUGGUACGCGUCGCCGCGUAUCCAAUUGGGUAUGGUCGCCUUUGUGUGCUUCCUCUGUCCCGGCAUGUUCAACGCGCUCAGCGGCCUGGGCGGCGGCGGCAAGUCUGAUGCCUACUUGGCGGACAACAUGAACGUCGCGCUAUACAGCACCUUUGCCGUCGUGGGCUUUUCCGCCGGCACGUUUGUCAAUCGCCUCGGUGUUCGUCUCGCCCUGUCCUUUGGCGGUACUGGCUACACCCUCUACUCAAUUAGUCUGCUGGUCUCGGAACAUCGCUAUGUCCCUGCGUUUAAUAUAUUUGCUGGCGCUUAUCUCGGUGUCUGUGCCGGUCUACUGUGGGCCGCGCAGGGCACUAUCAUGAUGUCGUACCCGCCGGAGCAGAACAAGGGCCGGUAUUUCGCCUGGUUCUGGUGUAUCUUCAACGUCGGGGCCUGCAUUGGCAGCUUGAUUCCCCUCGGCGAGAACAUCCAUGUCACCACGAACAAAACUGUCAGUGACGGCACCUACAUUGCCUUCAUUGUGCUGAUGUUCGCGGGCGCUUGUCUGGCUCUCUUCCUCUGCGACGCUGACAAGAUUGUUCGACCCGACGGCUCGCACGUCAUCCUGAUGAAGAAUCCCAGCUGGAAGACCGAGAUCGUGGGAUUGUACGACACGCUGCGCUCCGAGCCCUACAUCAUUCUGCUGUUCCCGAUGUUCUGGUCCUCCAACUGGUUCUACAUCUACCAGCAAAACGGCAUCAAUGCCGCCCACUUCAAUACCCGCACCAAGGCUCUGAACGGCUUCCUGUACUGGUUCGCCCAGAUCGUCGCCGCCGUUAUUCUCGGCCCGCUCCUGGAUGUCGAACGUUUCCGCCGCAGUGUGCGUGCCAAGCUUGCCUUAAUCUCGCUGUUCGUCUUGACCAUGGUUAUCUGGGGCGGUGGCUACGCCUGGCAGAGGCACUACACCAGGGAGACUGUCGCGGCCGACGACUUUGUCCCGACAGACUGGAAGACACCGGGCUACGUGGCGCCCAUGUUCCUUUACUUCUUCUAUGGCAUGUACGACGCGAUCUGGCAAGGGAUUGUUUACUGGCUGAUGGGUGCCCUCGGCAACUCGGGCCGCAAACUCGCCAACCUCGCCGGCUUCUACAAGGGCCUGCAAUCUGCGGGUUCCGCCGUGAUGUGGAGUCUGGACCGCGACAAACUGCCCUUUAUGUCGGAGCUGGCCUCGAACUGGGGUCUGCUCAGUGGUUCCAUUCUCAUUGCAGCACCCGUCGUCUUCUUCAAGAUCAAGGACUCGAUCCCGGUGGAGGAGGACUUGAUGGGCACCGACGAGACCGUCGAGGAUGUGCUGCCGCCUGGAUUGAUUGAGCAGAAGCGUGAGGGCCAGGGCAAUCCUUGA
This is a messenger RNA of Penicillium alfredii, 1494 nucleotides long. RefSeq names its product DUF895 domain membrane protein. The record is from RefSeq and is a predicted model, not a curated record. NCBI's taxonomy places the organism in Eukaryota, Fungi, Ascomycota, Eurotiomycetes, Eurotiales, Aspergillaceae. The coding region runs from base 1 to 1494 and encodes 497 amino acids. The transcript has 4 exons.